GACAUACCCUUCCCCACUUCCAACCAAAAUAAAUAAAAAUUUAAAAAAAAAAGGGGAUAACCCUAACGCCGUUGUGAUAUUUGGGGAGGAGAGAGAUUAAAGGCCCCCUUUGUUCUUCGUCAAAACGUUUUCUCUCUCUACGAAACAGCGAAUGAAAUCAAUGGAAAUUGAACCAUUCAUCAUGGAUGACCUUCUGAACUUCUCCGUCCCGGAGGAGGACGACAACGAAGAGGACGAGGCGGCGGAGGUUCGGCCUCUGGCGAUGAAAACGUUGUCUCGUCGGGAAAAAAUUAUCCGGUCGGCGGAGUCAUUCGGCCUUAUCGGCCCCGACGACCCCGAAUUGGUUGAGGAAGAGGAUUUGGAAUGGAUUUCGAACAAGGAUGCAUUCCCUGUGAUCGAAACGUUUGUCGGCAUGUUGCCGUCGGAGCAGCAUGUCCGACUUACCUGGCCGGAGCAAGCGUCGGCUAAGCAGCUGAGUCCGGUUUCCGUUCUCGAGACGAGCAGCCACAGCCACAGCUCCGCCACUCUCACGACGACGGCGACAACCACCAACAGCAGCGGCUCCUCUAACGGGAGCGCCGCGGCGGUGUCCGGUGGCGCCGCUACGACCGUCAUGAGCUGCUGCGGAGGCCUCAGCGUGCCGGUGAAGGCCAGGAGCAAGCGCCGCCGCACAGGACGCCGCGACCUCCGCGGACUGUGGACGCACCGCGAGCAGACACCGCCGAGGAAGAAGCCGGCGUCGACGCUGGGGAGGAAGUGUACGCACUGUGGUUCGGAGAAGACGCCGCAGUGGAGGGCGGGACCGUCGGGGCCGAAAACGCUGUGCAACGCGUGCGGCGUCAGGUUCAAGUCCGGGAGACUGGUUCCGGAGUAUCGUCCGGCGAACAGUCCGACGUUCUCAGCGGAGGUGCAUUCGAAUUCUCACCGGAAAAUCAUUGAAAUGAGGAAGCAGCGGCAAUUAGGAGUAGCGUCAGCGGGCGACCGGGAAGACUGUGGAUAAAGGGUAGGGCUUUAUUCUUUUUUCUUUUUUAAAUUUUGUCGAACCCUUUUUUUUCAUUUAUUUUCUCUUCCUUUUUUUAAUUAUGUUUUAAGGGAUUUUUUAGGGUUUUGUAGUUGGGAUUUAGGUCUUUUUUUUUUCCUUUGUGAAAUUAGGGUAAUUAGGGGAUAUUAUAUUUAAAUCAGUCGUUGGUAAUCUUCUUGUUUUAAAUUUUAAUGUUUCUAUGGUUA
This is a messenger RNA of Tarenaya hassleriana, 1227 nucleotides long. RefSeq names its product GATA transcription factor 1-like. Gene Ontology annotation, molecular function: zinc ion binding; sequence-specific DNA binding. The record is from RefSeq and is a predicted model, not a curated record. Gene Ontology annotation, biological process: regulation of DNA-templated transcription. Lineage: Eukaryota; Viridiplantae; Streptophyta; Magnoliopsida; Brassicales; Cleomaceae.